AUGUUUAGAGUUACUCUAAGGAAACUUUCUACAAUGUCCAGUAUUGCAACGUCUUCUAAAACUAACUACCCAAAAGAAUUCAUUAAAUUCCUCAAUGAAUCUCAUACACCUUACCAUGUAGUUCACAACAUGAAAUUACAUCUAGAUCAGCAUGGUUUUCAAGAGUUGAGUGAACGUGAAGCUUGGAAUGGUAAAGUACAACGUAAGGGCAGAUACUACGUGACUAGGAACAAUUCUUCAAUUGUAGCAUUUGCUGUUGGUGGAAAAUGGCAACCAGGAAAUGCAAUUGCCAUUACUGGUGCUCAUACUGAUUCUCCCGUGCUUAGAAUCAAACCAGUAUCCAAGAGAAAAACUGAGAAUUACGAACAAGUUGGUGUGGAAUGUUAUGGUGGUGGUAUUUGGCAUUCUUGGUUUGAUUCUGAUCUGUCCAUUGCAGGUAGAGUUUUUGUGAAUGAUAGAGAAUCUGGUAAAAUUGUCUCCAAGUUAGUAGAUUUGAAUAAGCCAUUGCUUAAAAUCCCUACGCUGGCCAUUCAUUUGGAUAGAGAAGUUAAUUCAAAGUUUGAAUUUAACAAGGAAUCGCAACUAUUACCAAUUGCUGGGUUGGUUAACGGAGAGUCCAAGGGAGACGAGGAUGUCAAGGAAGAUUCGUUUUCAUCUUUGAAAGCAGUUGUGGAAAGGCAUCAUCGUAGCAUUUUAGAAUUGGUUGCUCAACAGUUGAAUCUUUCGUCCGUUAGCGAUAUCGAAGAUUUUGAAUUGAUCCUUUAUGACUACGCAGCAGCCACGCUUGGUGGUUUCCAUGAUGAAUUUGUUUUUUCAGGUAGAUUGGACAACUUGACUUCAUGCUUCACGUCUUUACAUGCAUUGACUUUAGCUGCUGAUACCAAUAUUGAUGAAGAAACUGGUAUUAGACUCAUGUCAUGCUUUGAUCAUGAAGAGAUUGGAUCCUCUUCAGCCCAAGGUGCUGAUUCCAACUUCUUACCUAAUGUACUUGAAAGGUUGGCAUCAUUGAAAGGUGAUCCUUCUUCUGAUGUGAAUGAUCCAUUGUCUAAGUCCUACAUUUUAGAAACUUUUGCCAAAUCUUUCUUCAUGUCCUCGGAUGUUGCCCAUGCAGUACAUCCAAAUUAUGUGAACAAAUAUGAAUCUCAACAUAAACCAAUUAUCGGCGGCGGUCCCGUUAUAAAGAUCAAUGCCAAUCAACGUUACAUGACUAAUUCACCGGGAAUGGUUCUCGUUAAAAAAUUGGCAGACAAAGCUCAAGUUCCAUUACAAUUAUUUGUUGUGAGUAAUUGUUCCUCUUGUGGAUCCACUAUUGGUCCAAUUUUGGCAUCGAAGACAGGUGUUAGGACGUUGGAUUUAGGUAAUCCGAUUUUAAGCAUGCAUUCCAUCAGGGAGACUGGUGGCUCUGAAGAUUUAGGACUACAGAUUAAAUUAUUUAAAGAGUUUUUCGAACAGUAUAGUUCUUUGGAAUCAAACAUUAUAGUUUGA
Messenger RNA from Zygosaccharomyces rouxii, 1485 nucleotides. It is a transcript of the gene APE4, whose product is annotated as aspartyl aminopeptidase. The record is from RefSeq and is a predicted model, not a curated record. The transcript has a single exon. Gene Ontology annotation, biological process: proteolysis. NCBI's taxonomy places the organism in Eukaryota, Fungi, Ascomycota, Saccharomycetes, Saccharomycetales, Saccharomycetaceae. Gene Ontology annotation, molecular function: metalloaminopeptidase activity; zinc ion binding. The coding region runs from base 1 to 1485 and encodes 494 amino acids. Gene Ontology annotation, cellular component: fungal-type vacuole.